GUGACAUUCAGCAGCAUGAUCAUGUCUCACGAUGGAAAAAAUAGCAAAACUGCCUUUAAAAACCUUAUGAAUAUAAGGAGAAGGGAGACCAACACCUCAAAAAUGAGUCUUAAAAGUAAAACCAACUCAGCUUAUACAGAACCUAGCUGUGUGUCUAUGAAAAGUGAAGACUCCCUUCAUCAUCCCCCUUAUUUCAGCAAUGAAGCAGUCACUUCUGACCCCAGGCAGCUCUACACAAAACCAAACUUGCAGAAUGAAUCUGAAGACCUACAUCAGAAUUCUCAUAAACCAGUAGAUGAUGUUCUGCAGAGAGUCAAAGACCAACACAAAACCAUGAUGAAAAACAAGGUUGAGAGUUUAUUUGAGGGAAUCAAACAACAAGAGAAUCAAACCCUCCUGAAGAGGAUUUACACACAACUGUACAUCAUAGAGGGAGAGAGUGAAGGAGUGAAUGAAGAACAUGAGGUUUUACACAUGGAGAAAAACACCAGAACACAACACUUACAAGACACAACAAUCUACUGCAAUGACAUCUUUAUACCCUUACCUGAACCAGGACAUAAAACAGAGAAUAGAAGAAGAAAAAACAAAAUCAAGAGCGUUCUUACUAAAGGCAUCGCUGGAAUUGGAAAAACCGUGUCUGUGCACAAGUUCAUUCUGGAUUGGGCCGAGGGAACAGCCAAUCAGGAUGUAGAUUUUAUGUUUGUGCUUCCGUUUCGAGAGCUAAACUUGAUUCAAUAUAAUCAGUACAGUCUUCAUAAACUUCUGCUUGACUUUCAUCCUGAACUUCAAGAUCUGGACUCAAGGGUUUAUGAUGAGUGUAAAGUUGUGUUCAUCUUUGAUGGUCUGGAUGAAAGCAGAAUGACACUGACGUUUUCAGACGGUGAGAAAGUUUCUGAGGUGACUGAGACUUCAUCAUUGCCUGUGUUAAUAUCAAACCUCAUGAAAGGAGAUCUGCUUCCCUCUGCUCUCAUCUGGAUCACCUCCAGACCAGCAGCAGUCAAUCAGAUCCCAUCUCAAUACAUCAACCGUCUGACAGAAAUCCAGGGAUUCGAUGACGCUCAGAAGGAGGAAUAUUUCAGGAAGAGAAUCAGUGAUGAACAUCAAGCCAGCAGAAUCAUCUCACACAUUAAAAGAUCAAGAAGUCUCCACAUCAUGUGUCACAUACCAGUCUUCUGUUGGAUAUCAUCCACGGUACUUCAAAACAUCCUGAAACAAGAUCACACAACAGAAAUUCCCAAAACUCUGACUGAAAUGUAUAUCCACUUCCUGCUGAUUCAGAUGAAUAUGAAGAAUGAGAAGUAUGAUGAGAGAGAUCCAAAAAAACUCCUGCAGUCAAACAGAGAAGUGAUUGUCAAACUGUCUGAACUGGCUUUCAAACAGCUGAUGAAGGGUAAUGUGAUGUUUUAUGAGGAAGAGCUGAGAGAGUGUGGCAUAGACAUCAUUGAUGCCUCAGUGUAUUCUGGGAUCUGUACUGAGAUCUUUAGGGAGGAAUCUGGGAUACAUCAGAGGAAAAUCUACUGCUUCAUACAUCUCAGCUUUCAGGAGUUUCUGGCAGCUCUUUAUGUGUUUCACUAUCACAUGAGUACAACAAUGGAGACUCUGAAACAUUUUGCCUCAGUACAGGACUUGCUUAAAGGUGCCGUAGAUAAAGCUCUUCGGAGUAAAACAGGACAUCUGGAUCUUUUCCUGCGAUUCCUACUGGGCAUCUCACUGGAGUCCAAUCAGAGACUCUUACCGGAUCUACUGACACACACAAAGAACAGUUUAGAUACCAUCAGGGAAGUCACACAGUACAUUAAGGAUAAAAUUAAACAUGAUCAUCUCUCAAUUGACAGAUCUAUCAAUCUGUUUCUGUGUCUUCUUGAAGUGAAUGAUCAGACUUUGUACCGCGAGAUUGAGGAGUUUGUGAGAUCAGACAAACAAUCAGAGAAGAAACUCUCUGCUGCUCACUGUUCAGCAAUAGCCUACAUGCUUCAGAUGUCAGAGAAGGUGCUAGAUGAAUUUAAUCUGAGGAAAUACAACACAACACAGGAGGGGAGAAGAAGACUCAUACCAGCUGUCAGCAACUGCACAACAGUCAUACUUGCUGACUGUAAUCUGACUGCUGAGUGUUGUGAAACUUUAUCUUCAUGUCUACAAUCCUCAUCUUGUCUUCUGAGAGAUCUGGACCUAAGUAACAACGACCUGAAAGAUUCAGGAGUGAAGCUCAUCUCUGAUAAUCUUAAGAGUCCUGACUGUAAACUAGAAACACUGAGAUUGUCAGGUUGUAUGGUGACAGAUGAAGGUUGUUGUUAUUUGGCUUCAGCUCUGAGUUCAAACCCAUCAUCACAACUGAUAGAGCUGGAUCUGAGCUACAAUCACCCACAACACUCAGGACGUCAGAUGCUCUCUCAGAGACUUAAUGAUCCCAAGUGUAAACUCAAGAAACUAAAUUUGGAACAUGGUGAACCUUGCAGGAUUAAACCAGGACUACGAAAAUAUGCCUGUGAUCUCACACUGGAUCCAAACACAGCAAACAGUCGUCUUCUUCUGUCUGAUGAUUAUAAAACGGUCACUUAUGCGAAAGAGAAGCAGUUGAAACCUAAACAUCAAGAGAGAUUUGAAGGUGUUCCUCAGGUUCUGUGUAGAGAGAGUCUGACUGGACGCUGUUACUGGGAGGUUAAUUGGGAUGAGUGGACUCGUAUAGCAGUGACAUAUAAAGACACCAGCAGAAAAGAAGGGAGUAACAGUUUGUUUGGGCUUGAUGAAAAGUCAUGGAGUCUCUUCUGCAAUGUCAAUGGAUUUGACAUCUGGCACAAUAAUAAAAUCCGGAACAUACCUUCACCUUCACCUCAUUCUAACAGAGUAGGAGUUUAUCUGGACUGGUCAGCAGGUACUCUGUCCUUCUACAGUGUCUCUGAUAAACAAACACUCACACACCUUCACACAGUCAACACAACUUUCAAUGAACCUCUGUAUCCUGGAUUUUUGGUUCGUUAUAAAGUCUCUCUGUGUCAGAAUUAACAACUCACUUUUAGCAAUCAUUCAGUGCAGGCUGUUUGGUAGAACAGCAAUAUAAACUAAACCAUAUUCCAGAAGAUCAUAGAUAAGUGAGGAUGAGUAUUUUUAUUUGGUCUGGCAGUCAGUUUCACUCUAGCCACAACCACGUACAGGUAGAACGGUCUAGUUACUGUACAGCAACAUGAUUAAGCCAUAACACCGCAUCAGAAUGUAGAAGAGACUUAAGGUUUGGGUCUAUAGACUUGGAACACUCAAUUAAAACCAUUAGAGGAUCCCAUGAGACCCUUUAGAUUUCCUUGGGGCUCCCAGCUGUAUUUCUGAACCAGUUGUUCUGAGUUGUCUGUCGCAAAACAAAAAAUUUAAUUUUACAAGUACAAAGUACAAAGCUUACAUUGUUAUUACAGUUAUGAUGUGUGUAAUAACAAUUAAUGCUGCAAACUAGACAGAUCUUACUUACUUAUUCAUUUAGCUGACGCUUUUAUCCAAAGCGACUUACAAUUGCUGGAUAUGUCAGAGGUCGCACACCAAUAGAGCAACUAUGCGUUAAGUGUUUUGCUCAGGGACACAAUGGUGUCUCACAGUGGAUUCGAACCCGGUUCUCUCACACCAAAGGCGAGUGUCUUAUCCACUUUGCUAUCACCACCCCAUCAUAAUGUGACAGAUAUAUAAUUUGUUAACUGCUUCAAAGGUGCCAUAGCAUAACAAAUAUUUUCCUAGGCAUAGAUGAAUAAUAAGAGCCUUGUACAUGGUAACGACAUAUUGUGUGCCUCAAACACGUUUUUCCUCAUUUUUAUGUAAACCGUGUGUACGCAAAGGACUGCUGGAAAACAGACAAAUCUCAACAUAGCACAGACUGUUAUGUCACAGUCAAGAUGUACAGCAAUGACUUUAAGGUGACCCAAGUCGAGAUGUACUCUCCCAACUCUAAAUUACACAUUAAAUUAAUUACAAAGUUGUUAAAAUGUUAAAAACAAAGUUGUGACUGAUGAGUUAGCGCUACAUGCUAAUUAAUGCUACAUGCUAGCAUUUAGGCUAAAGUUCUACUAUUGACAUUACAGUUAAGUUUUGUAGAUCCAUACUGGAAAAAAACCCACAAACCACUCGAAAACGUCGAUUAACAAUGUCCUAACAAUUAGUUGUUCCCCAAAAUCUGUAUUUUCGUCUGAUACAGGCUCAAACAUAAAGUGGUGGUUUCCCGGGCAAGGAUUAGCUUAAGCCAGGACUAGGCAUUAGUUUAAUUAGGAAAUAAAACUAGUUUUAACAAACAUGCCUUACUAAAAGCAUUACUUGUGUGCAUUUUGAGGCAAAACAAAGGGUACUUAUGUAUAUUAAGAUAUGUCAGUGCAAGUUGUUUUCUGUUUGGACAGCUCUUACAUUUAUUUUAGUCUAGGACUAGUCUAAUCCCUUUUCUUAAUAUAGAAAAUCCCAUUAUCUCUUCAUUCUACACCUUACCUAAAAUCCAUAAACGUCUAGAAUAACCACCUGGAUGUCCAAUUGUAUCAGGUAUUGGUUCAUUAACAUCCUAAAUUUCUACAUUUGUGGAUUUCUUUUUAAGACCAUUCUGUAACAAAAUGCCCUCUUUUUUGAAGGAUACAAUGCAUAUGUUGUCUUUCAUAGAUUCCAUUAAUCCAAUACCCGAGGACAUUUUACUGGUCUCAUUUGAUGUUCAGUCUUUAUAUACAUGUAUUCCACACAAAGAGGGUGUUGAGGCUAUGGUCCACUUUCUAUCUGAGCGUACUGAUUUAAUUCCUUCUAAUGAAUGUAUUAAGACACUAUCGGAAAUUGUACUUUCCUAUAAUUAUUUUAUAUUUCAGAAUGAUUUUUAUAUUCAAAAGAGAGGCGUGGCAAUGGGUAGUACAUUGGCACCCUCUUUUGCGAAUCUUUAUAUGGCUCUUUUUGAGGAGAAAUUUGUUUACUCCAAUCAUGUGUUUUCUACCAAUAUAUUGAUUUGGAAGAGAUAUUUGGAUGAUUGUUUCUGUCUCUUUAAGGGUGAUGUUACACAACUCCAUUCCUUUUUUCAAUAUCUAAAUGGCUGUUCAAAGUUUUUGACAUUUACUAUGGAGUUUGAUGCAAAUAAGGUUAGUUUUCUGGAUUUGUGGACAAUCAAAGAAGGCAACUAUCUGUACACAGAUCUUUACAGAAAACCUACAGCUCGUAACACUUUAUUGAGAGCUGAUUCCUAUCAUUCUUUACCCUUAAAGAACAGUCUACCUUAUAGCCAAAUGUGUCGGAUAAAAAGAAUUUGCAGCAAACUAGAUGAUCUUAAUAGGAAUUUUAAUGUUUUAAAAGAAUCUUUUCACUGUAGAGGUUAUACUAAGAAGCAAAUUCAAAUAGCCAAGGAAAAAUUGAGGGACGAUCUCGACUUGAUUUGUUAAAAAAGAAAGAAAAACAUCUAAACAGAUUUUCUGUGGUUUUUACUACAAAACUAUUCUAAAAAAUCGGAACAAAUUAAGAAAAUAAUUAACAAACAUUGGCACAUUUUAAAAACUGAUAGAAGUCUUGAAUCUUUUCAGGAUCCGCCUCUCACGGUGUUCAAGCGCGGACGUAAUUUGAAAGAUCAUCUGGUGAGAUCAUAUCUGUCUCCCCCACCUGUCACAACACAAACGACAUUAACACCAAUUCCUGAAGGUAACUGUCGAUGUGGCUCAUGUAGUCAAUGUAGCUACACUUACCGUUGUACUUCGUUUAAACAUCCGCAUAUUGGGACACCGAUUCCUAUUAAAGGGAUUAUAAGUUGUAAAACAAAAGCAGAGUUAUCUACCUCAUAACAUGUCCUUGCGGUAAAUCUUACGUUGGCAAAACAUCACGUGAAUUGAAAACACGUGUUUCAGAGAAUCGUAGUACAAUCCGAUGUAGAAAUAUGAAUUAUCCCUUGGCUGCUCAUUUUAUUGAAUUUAGCCACUCUAUUGCCUCCCUACGAUAUGUAGGAAUUGAAUGAGUUGCAAUUUACCGAGGAGAGGUGGUGAUCUUGACUGUAUUCUACUUAGACCUGAAGCAUAUUGGAUACAUACAUUAAGAACUCUUGUUCCUUAUGGUCUAAAUGUUGAUUUUGAUCUGAGCUGUUUUUUAUGAGUGUGCUUUGUAUUUCAUGUUUGGUGAUGUUUGCAUAUUGUUGUUUUUCUUGUAUUUACACUUAUCAUGUCUUUGUAAUAGAUCCUGUAGUUUUUAGCUUGAUUAACUGAUUGUUUCAAAUUAAGAAUAAUUGUAUGCACCUGUGUAUGGCUGUAUUUAAGCUCGUCUUACCCUGAGCGAACACAUACCUUGACGAAGGCUAUUUGCCGAAACGUUGGUUAUAAUAAAAUUAUUUUGCAAGUGAGUGUGCAGUCAAUAUUUUGUGCUAUAUAUUUGGAUGUAUUCUUUUUGACUUGCACCUCAGACGGAGUGCGUUUGUUUCAUUUUUUGAUUACUAGGUUCUUCUUUGUCACACUUUCUAGGUUGAUAGAAGCACUGGGGACCCAAUUAUACCACUUAAACAUGGAAAAAGUCAGAUUUUCAUGAUAUGUCUCCUUUAAAAAUUAACUUUAAGGUUUAUAAAGAAUGUGCUUUCUGACUUCUCAGAUAUAUACCAUGUGAUAUGCACUAAUUGUGAUAGUGUUUUUUCAUUAAAGGCUUGUGAAAUAAACAAAAAACUGAGAUCCAC
Molecule: messenger RNA, 6643 nt
Organism: Paramisgurnus dabryanus
Lineage: Eukaryota; Metazoa; Chordata; Actinopteri; Cypriniformes; Cobitidae
Product: protein NLRC3-like
Molecular function (GO): protein binding
Source: RefSeq, a predicted model, not a curated record